This is a messenger RNA of Onychostoma macrolepis, 2966 nucleotides long. RefSeq names its product kelch-like protein 20. The record is from RefSeq and is a predicted model, not a curated record. NCBI's taxonomy places the organism in Eukaryota, Metazoa, Chordata, Actinopteri, Cypriniformes, Cyprinidae. Bases 175 to 2040 code for a protein of 621 amino acids. Gene Ontology annotation, molecular function: protein binding. The transcript is spliced from 11 exons.
CCUCCGGAUCGAUGGGUGGCGCUGAUGCUUCUUCUGGUCAUUCCUGCGCCUCAGUCUGUUUUAAAGAAGAAGACAUGGCGUCACGACUCUUCAUAAACAGUUACAGGUGAAGAUAUGAAGAUUUUGAGCUGCGAUAUCAACACAGACAUGUUUUUUGCCUGAUUGAGUGUUGAGAUGGAAAUUAUGGCUGUGAAUCUGCUGGCCACCUCUCCGUCCCCCUCCACACUCCCUCCGUCUCCCUGUGUGGAGGACCCUGGUUUCCCCUUGUCCUCUCUGGACAGUGAAGACUAUGUGUUUGUGGAAGCGCGCCAUCCCAACAAAGUGCUGGAAGGCUUGAACAGCUUACGGCUCAAUAACGCUUUCUGUGAUGUGACUCUGUGCUGCGGAGGGCAGGAGUUUCCCUGUCACCGCAUUGUACUGGCCUCCUUCAGCUCUUAUUUUCAGGCCAUGUUCUCCACCGACCUGAUGGAGUCUCGUCAGGAGCGGGUGGCCAUCAACGGAGUGGAGCCCCAGAUGAUUGGCAUGCUGGUGAGCUACGCCUACACGGCCGAGGUGGUGAUCUCCAAGGCUAACGUGCAGGCGCUCCUGGCGGCCGCCAAUCUGCUGGACGUGAUGGCGGUGCGGGAGGCCUGCUGCAGGUUCAUGGAGCGCCAGAUGGACGAGAUAAACUGUGUGGGUAUUCACUGCUUCGCCGAGGCGCACUCGUGCCGAGAGCUGGAGCGGCGCAGCAUGGAAUACAUCCAGCAGCACUUCAGCACCGUUUGCCAACAGGAGGAGUUUCUGUCUCUUUGUGCCGAUAAACUGACUGAGAUCAUUUCAAGUGACCAUCUAAAUGUGCCAAAAGAGGAGACUGUGUUUGAGGCGGCCGUUGUGUGGCUGGAGAAGAGCCCCUCACGCAGACAGAGCUUUGAGAAGGUUCUGGAGCACAUCAGGCUGCCCCUCAUCAGUCCGUACUACAUUCACGACGUCAUCGAGACUCAGGAUGUUGUGAAGGAAUCGCUCAAGUGCCAGAAGCUGAUCUCUGAGGCCAAGGACUAUUUACUGCUGCAGGACCGCAGAGGAGAGCUGUACAGCCCCCGAGCACGACCUCGACGCUCAACAGGCACAGCUGAGGUGAUUGUGACCGUAGGAGGAGAGGAUGAUAAGGUUGUGCUGCGCAGCGUGGAGAGUUUCGAUCCCCUCACCAGCCAGUGGAAGAGUCUGGCCUGCCUGCCCUUCGCUGUCAGUAAACACGGCUUAGUCGUGUCUGGCUCCAUGCUGUAUUUGGCUGGCGGUGAGUUUCCAGACGGCUCGGCCAGUCGAGAGAUGUGGCGCUAUGACCCGUGUUUUGACUCCUGGACAGAGAUGGCACCCAUGAACGUGGCUAGAUCAGAACUGGGGUUGGUGAUGUUGGAUGGAUAUGUGUUCGCUGUGGGCGGCUGGGAAGGCCGUUCUCGUCUGGACUCUGUUGAGUGUUAUAAUCCUCAGACAAACACAUGGCAGUUUAUGGAAUCGGUCAAGAUGGCGGUCACCAGUCCGGCUGUGGUGGCGCUGGAUGGAUUACUCUAUGUGACAGGUGGUGCUGUUUUAGAAGAUGGCGACGGCACAAACUUGGCGCAAGCGUACAACCCUAAAACAUGCGUGUGGACCGAGGUGGCACCCAUGCAGAUCGCCCGCUCUGGAUCUGCUGCCUGCAUCCUGAAGGGCAAGAUAUACGUCAUAGGCGGCUGGCAUGCUUCCACCGAGAACACGGAUAAGGUGGAGUGCUACGACCCCAAGACCAACAAGUGGACCAUGUGUGCUCCAAUGAAGGAGAGACGCUAUCGACCCGGCGUGGCGGUGGUGGAUGGAAAGAUUUAUGUUUUAGGAGGAGAGGAGGGAUGGGACAGGUAUCAUGACACUAUAGAGCGGUACUGUGAAGAGUCGGACCGCUGGGAGCUCGUCGGAGAAAUGCCCACCAGCCGCAGCUGGCUGAGCUGCGUCUCGCUGCAGCUCCGGAAGGACACUCACGUGGGCAGCUGCCCCGGCACUGCCUUGGAGACGGAGUUUCCCGUGGACUGAGAGAACCGGGGCUCCACCUGCAUCACUGCCGGCCGGGACAAAAGACAGGGGGCAGCUUUCAGAGAGCCCCGCUCCACGAGAGCUAUUUAAGGAACGGAAAAGGUCCGACCCAAAUGCUGGAGGGUCUUCAGAAAAUACUCAUGUCAUAAGCUAUGCUUUCUCCAGUCUGACCCUCUGCCACGGUGUGAGGCUGGAUGGAUUGAGAUCUGUGGUGUGUGUGUGUGUGUGUGUGUGUGUGUGAGAGAGCCGCCAUCCCAGAGUCUCCACAGUAUCAGUUCAAUGUGAUGUUCAAGUGACGUACAGGGUUCCUUCCAUGCGCUGAGCACCUCAUGAUUGUGACUUGUAAAAGUACUUUGUUCUCUAACAGUGUUGUAGUGAAAUGUUUUGUAAUUUUUGUAUGGUGAUUUUUUGUUGUUGUUUUUGUAUUUAUUAGAAGUUUUCUGUUGAGAUUUAUGGAGUUACUUGCACAGAUACACUGAAACAUGUUAACUGACUUUCUUUAAAGGGAUAGUUCACCAAAAAUUAUGUCGUCAUUUCCUCACCCUCAAGUUAUGUAUGAGUUUUUCUUUUAUUGAGCACACAAUGAUAGUAACCAGUUUCUGGUCAAUGGGGACCAGAAACUGUUUGGUUACCAACAUUCUUCAAAUGAUCUUAUUUUGUUUUCAACAGACGAAAGAAAUUCAUACAUGUUUGGAAUAACUUGAGGGUGAGUAAAUGAUGAUUUAAGGUGAACUAUCCCUUUAAAACCAUAAUUAGUCUUCAUAUUGUGCAGAGUAUGUAUGUAUACCCAAAUAACCUUCUACAUUUGCCAAAAUGUUAAGCAUACAACUGAGCACAGUGCACUGGGUACUGUAUCCCACAAUGCAAUGUGUUCAGCUUGAUCGUCCACAGUAUGAAGAAUGAAUUACAGCUGCAAUUUUACAAUC